Molecule: messenger RNA, 403 nt
Organism: Paramecium octaurelia
Lineage: Eukaryota; Ciliophora; Oligohymenophorea; Peniculida; Parameciidae
Source: the annotation of a GenBank genome assembly
AAUUUUAAUAUGUAGCAAAUUAGUAAGGAGAAAGAGUAAUAGUAUCAUCAGUAUAUGGAGUUGGAGAAGGAAGUUAUGAACACUUUAGCUAAGGUCAGACAAUAUGAAGCCUCAAUGACUUAGCUAAAGCGAAACAUUCAGAAAUGUCAAAUUACAUUAAAGGAACUAGGUAGUAUUGAUUAAUAGAAGACAUUUUAGCCUAUUGGUAAAUGGUAAUAGGUUUCAUGUAAUUGAUAGCUUCAUUCUCAAACCAAAAUAGAAUAUUGCAAAUGAAGUUGUUGAAAUCAUUAAAUCUCACGAAAAAGAUAUUGAUGAAUACGAGAAAGUGAGACAACACUUAAUUACAAAAGGUAAAGAAAAGGAAACACAAUUGUAAGAAUCCAUGAAGGCUCUAAAAAUUUGA